AUGGCUGCCUUUACCAAGCAUUUCUCCUACAUCUUACUCCUUCUUACCCUCAUUUCUUCAUUGCAAACCCAUGCAAGAGAAAGCCAAUUCUUUAAUAAAAUUUCCAAUGCUGAAAAAAAGACACAAGUAGUUAUUUCCAACAAAGAACAAGAACCAAAUUUUUUGCCUGAAAAUGAAAAUAAUAGCUUUGGCCUAUAUGAUCAUGAGUCUAGUCAACUUCCUCCUACCACCACCACUACUAAUGAUGUAGAAAAAUCCUACAACGAAAUCAACCCAACCACCACCUUAACUAAUAAUAUUCACAAUAGCAAAUACCUUUCCAAGAAUUAUGACCAUGUGGCCUAUGUCACUGUCUUAAACAACGACGACAAUAACAACAACAACGAUGAAAAGUACAAAAAUACUGGUAGCACAAACAACAACAACAAGAACAGCAACGAGAAGUAUCACAAUGGGGAUAACACUUACUACAACAAUAACAAUAACAACAACAACGAGGGGUACUUUAAUGGUGGCAGUACUAACAACAAUAACAACGAGGAGUAUCACAACGAGGGUAACACUAAUUAUAACACCAAUAACAAUGAGUACUACAAUGGUGGCACUACUAGCAACAACAAUAAUAACAACGAGGAGUAUCACAAUAUAGGUAACACUUACUACAACAAUAACAACAACAAAAACAACAACAACAAGGAGUACUACAAUGGUGGCAGUACUAACAACAACAACAACGAUGAGUAUCACAAUGGGGGUAACACUUACUAUAACAACAAUAACAAUGAGUACUAUAAUGGUGGCACUACUAGCAACAACAACAAUAACAACGAGGAGUAUCACAAUAUAGGUAGCACUUACUACUACUACAACAACAACAACAACAACAACAACAACAAUAAGGAGUACCACAAUGGUGGCAGUACAAACAACAACAACAAUGAGGGGUACUUCAACGGUGGCAGUACUAACAACAACUACUACAAAAAUAACGAGGAGUAUCAUAAUGGGGGUAAUACUUACUAUAACAACAAUAACAAGGAGUACUACAAUGGUGGCAGUACUAGCAACAACAACAAUAACGACGAGGAGUAUCACAACAUAGGUAGCACUUACUACUACAACAACAAGGAGUACUGCAAUGGUGGCAGUACUAGCAACUACAACAAUAACAACGAGGAGUAUCACAAUAUAGGUAACACUUACUACAAAAACAACAACAACAACAAGAAGGAGUACUACAAUGGUGGCAGUACUAACAACAACAAUAAGAACAACAACGAGGGGUACUUCAAUGGUGAUAGUACUAACAACAACUACUACAAAAAUAACGAGGAGUAUCAUAAUGGGAGUAAUACUUAUUAUAACAACAAUAACAAGGAGUACUACAAUGGUGGCAGUACUAGCAACAACAACAUUAACGAUGAGGAGUAUCACAAUAUAGGCAGCACUUACUACUACAACAACAACAACAAGGAGUACUACAAUGAUGACAGUACUAACAACAACAACGAGGAGUACUUCAAUGGUGGCAGUACUAACAACAACAAUGAGGAGGAGGAGUAUCACAAUGGGGGUAGUACUUACUAUAACAACAAUAACAAGGAGUACUACAAUAGUGGCAGUACUAGCAACAGCAACAAUAACGAUGAGUAUCAUUAUAAGGGUACCACUUACUACAACAACAACAACAAGGAGUACUACAUUGGUGGCAAUACUAACAACAAUAACAACAAGGGGUACUUCAGUGGUGGCAGUACUAACUAUAACAACAACAACAACAACAACGAGGAGUAUUACAAUGCGGGUAACACAUACCACUACAACAAAAAUCAGCAACAAGGCUUAAUUUGGGAUAAAACUCCAACCACCAUGUAUCAAACUAGCACAAAAUAUUACUACAGCAACAAUCAAGAACAAAGCAACCCCACAAACUAUGAUCACUAUAAUGGUAACAAGGUGCAGCGCAGGGCAUAA
Nicotiana attenuata is the source of this 1974-nucleotide messenger RNA. Its product is annotated as probable serine/threonine-protein kinase clkA. The transcript has a single exon. Lineage: Eukaryota; Viridiplantae; Streptophyta; Magnoliopsida; Solanales; Solanaceae. The record is from RefSeq and is a predicted model, not a curated record. The coding region runs from base 1 to 1974 and encodes 657 amino acids.